Messenger RNA from Knipowitschia caucasica, 1464 nucleotides. The record is from the annotation of a GenBank genome assembly. NCBI's taxonomy places the organism in Eukaryota, Metazoa, Chordata, Actinopteri, Gobiiformes, Gobiidae.
AUGUUUUUGUUCAGCACUUUCCAUGGAGGACGCUUCUCAUCGACACUUGCUCCUCCCUUUGUUCCACUGGCUCCUCCCUUUGUUCCACUGGCUCCUCCCUUUGUUCUACUGGCCCCUCCCUUUGUUCCACUGGCCCCUCCCUUUGUUCCACUGGCCCCUCCCUUUGUUCCACUGGCCCCUCCCUUUGUUCCACUGGCUCUUACCUUGUUCCUGCUGACUCCUCCCCAUGUUCCACCGGCUCCUCCCCUUGGAUGGUCUGGCUCCUACCUUGUUCCCAAUGGCUCCUCCCCCUGCCCUCAUGGCUCCUCCCACAUGAAGGAAGCUCUGCAGGAGUUGUGUAACUGUGAAUCGGAGUGGCCCAGUUUGUCGCCUGCUUCAAAGAGACUAACGACAGAGACGCAGAUGGAGGCGCCUCCUUUACUGCAGGCUCAGUUGCAGUAUCACGGUCUCUCUCCUGCAGGAGGCGCCUGCUUUACUGCAGGUGAUGUUGCAGUACCACCUCUCUCCUGCAGGGGGCGCCUCCUCCUCUCCCUCCUGAGCCUCAGCGGAAGCACAAACCAGAUUUGGGGCGAGGGAUACGCCGCCACAGAGACCCAGAGCCUGGAGCAGAGCCCGAGGACCGUGCCCUCUCACACCCGCACUAUGGAGCCCUCAUGGCGGACCCAGAGAGCUGCCCUCCCGCUGCUGUUCCUCUGCAGCGCCCUGGUCACGCGGCCCUCCUCAGCCAUUGACAUCCGUGCGGACCAGGAGGUGCUGGCGGAGAACGGCACCACAGGAGUCCUGCGCUGCUCCUUCAAGUCCAACCAAGUGGUGAGCAGCGCCACCUCCGUCUCCUGGAGCUUCCAGUCCUCGGAGCCCGAGAGCAAGUUCUCCAAGGACUCCUACUCGAUCCUGUACUACAUGGGUGGAAAGGCGUUCCCAGGCUUGGAGGAGUUUAAGGAGCGUAUCCAGUUUGUGGGGGACAUAAACAAACGGGACAUGUCCAUCCAGCUGAGCCCGGUGCUGUUCAGCGACAACGGCACCUACUUCUGCGACGUCAAGAACCCUCCGGACGUGGACGGGACCCGGGCCCGGACCGAGCUGCGCGUGGUCUUCAAAGAAUCUAUGGCUCAGAAGAACACGGUCAUCAUCGUAGGAGCCUCUGUGGGUGUUUUUCUUCUGCUCGUGCUCAUCGCGGUGGCGGCCUUUGUGGGGUUGCGUGUGGUGCGCAACCGUCACGACUACGAAGGCUGCACCUCCCUGGACAGCACCUCCUCUCAUGCACCUCCUCCCCGGAAGAAGCUCCAGUCGUGUUCGGAGGCGUCGCGGGGCAGUCCCUCGGGGGGCAGUCCCUCAGGGGGUCCACAGGUAGAAGAUGGGUGUGUGCAGGGCCCGGUGAUAUACGCCCAGCUGGACCACUCGGGCAGUAAAAACUCCUUUCACAAGAUGGAGCCGGUGGUGUACGCGGACAUCCGGAAAAACUGA